CUAAUUUGAAAUUGCGCGAUUUUUGUUUAUCUUUUUUUCCCAUUUUUAGUUUAGUUUUUCCUAAAUAAUAAUAGUACGAUCCCCCGAUAUGGACUUCAAUAGUAGUACCUACGAUCAGAAGUAUUUCAACUUCACAGCAGCACAGCUUUCAGCAGAGCGCGAACAUAUAGUGCAGGAUAUCAUCAAGAAAGGCGCUAGAAGGAUCAUAGACAAGAUAAAGACCCCCGCAACAGCGGAUUUAUUGGAGGCCCAAAAGGAAACCGUAGAGCGUCGUUUCCUGGCAUCCGCAUCCAAGGGUCUAAUGGCCCUGAGAGAACUGGACAGCAAGGUGUUCCACGUUCCACCGCACGUACUCCUUCCGGAACACAUGUUCUUCGAGAAUCAGUUCACCAGCGAGGAGGAAGAGCAGAGGACAGCCAAGCUGGAGGAGCUGAAGGCCAAAUAUCGAGAGAACAUGGCUAUGCUGGCACACCUGAAAAUCGAAGAGGAAAAAUACGCCGCCAUAGAUGAUCUCUGUCAGAAAGAGAUUGAAAUGCAGAACCGUGUCCAAAAGAACUGCUCCUCCCUCAAUGUGAGCAAGCUGAAACAAUAUUGCACCCAAGUUCAACUUAAAAAGCCAAACUAAGACUUGGUUAAUUCAAAUUAAUAUGUUACAUCAUUUUUUAGAUAUACCUUUUUUAAAUUCAAACCUUCAAAUGAUAACCUUACAACACGAUUUUAAAAAGGU
Messenger RNA from Drosophila subpulchrella, 727 nucleotides. RefSeq lists its product as uncharacterized. Lineage: Eukaryota; Metazoa; Arthropoda; Insecta; Diptera; Drosophilidae. Bases 89 to 625 code for a protein of 178 amino acids. The transcript is spliced from 3 exons. The record is from RefSeq and is a predicted model, not a curated record.